AUGAGUGUAUGGUGGUGGCAGAAGGCAAUUACACAGCCAGCUCUCCUCCAGGCGCUGCUGUUCUUAACAGCGGGCCACCAGGCGACAUUAGAGUCGAGCAACGGUGUCUCAUCUCUGGUCAUCAAGAAAUCCAUGCGAGAUUCGCUUCAUCUCCGCGGCGAUACACUCAAGAUGUUGAAUAAUAUAAUGCAAGAUCCUCUCACAGCAGUAGCUGAGUCUACAACACUGGUUGUUGCUUCACUUGUCGCGAUUGAGGCCGUCGAUGCAAAUAUAGAGGCUCAUGACGCACAUAUGAAAGGACUCCAGAGGCUUGUCCAAUUGAUGGGCGGAUUGGAUAAUCUGGACCACAUGACCCAGUCAAAAAUUUACCACGACGUAAAAAGUGCUGCUCUCUAUAAUACCCGACCAAUAUUCCCUAUUUCUACCCGCUGGCGCAGCGAAAUCAUCCAAGACUUCCGACUCCUCCUUACGCGGGAUGAGAUUGAUACGCCCAAAGACCUUGCUUCCCUAGGCGUCACCAUUUUCUCUUCCUCCUGGUAUACAACGCUUGACCGUACUCUAAAAAUCUUCUUCCAGGUUAUCCAGCGCUUGAUUAUCUACUACGAACAUGCACAGCGCAACCCGGCUUCUGUAAUGCCUACAGAUAACGAUCUUUUUCUUGUUGCCGAGCACCAAAUCCUCUCCGCAUGCUUCGAGACUACAGACCCAACCGAUAUCAAUGAGCCUCUCCGCCUGACUUUAGUCAUCUACCUUAACCUACGGGUGUGGCACUUCCAGUCUUUCCCGUUCAUGCAAUAUGUCGUGGAAUCACUCCGUCAAAGUCUUGAAGUUCCAUACCAACAUCUCCAAAACGAAACGCCAGAGCUACUAUUCUGGAUUCUUGUCCUUGGUGGCCUUGCGUCGCAGGGGUACAAGUGCCAUCGGUGGUACCUCACCAGGCUGAUUGAGAUGACGGAGCGGUUGGGGUUGAGCGAGUGGCAGGCGGCGAGGGCGGUUCUGGGCCGUUAUUUCUAUACCGACCAACCUAGCGAGAAGAGGGCAGAAGAGGAUCUUUGGAAUGAGGUGCAUUUAAAGGGAACCUGUAAGUUGUUACUGGAAGGGCAACGGUCGGGUGCUUUGGGCCACUGA
Molecule: messenger RNA, 1128 nt
Organism: Penicillium cataractarum
Lineage: Eukaryota; Fungi; Ascomycota; Eurotiomycetes; Eurotiales; Aspergillaceae
Exons: 3
Coding region: 1-1128 (375 amino acids)
Source: RefSeq, a predicted model, not a curated record